Molecule: messenger RNA, 1913 nt
Organism: Polyodon spathula (Mississippi paddlefish)
Lineage: Eukaryota; Metazoa; Chordata; Actinopteri; Acipenseriformes; Polyodontidae
Product: phosphatase and actin regulator 2-like
Exons: 11
Coding region: 36-1913 (625 amino acids)
Biological process (GO): actin cytoskeleton organization
Molecular function (GO): actin binding
Source: RefSeq, a predicted model, not a curated record
CCGGCUUCUUUGUGAACUCUUUCAAAAAAGACGAAAUGGCGGCGAUAAAUACAAAACUACUCAUCAGCCCUGUGCAGAGAGUUCGCUCCAAAAGUGACACUUCUGGAUUUAGGUCCAAGAUACUUCGGCUCACCACCGCAAGUUCUGUUGACGGGUUGGAGAAGACAUCACUUUCUAACUCUGAUGUGGUAAUCACAGGAUCUCAGACACCUCCACUCAAAGGAAAAGGCAAGCUUUCUUCAUUGGGAAACAUUUUUAAGCCUUGGAAAUGGAGGAAGAAGAAAAUGAGUGAAAAGUUUCAAGAAACCUCAGCAGUGUUGGAGAGAAAAAUAUCCACAAGGGAAAGUCGGGAAGAAUUAAUAAGAAGAGGUGUUCUCAGAGAAAUUCCUGAUCAAGAAACAUCAAACAGACAAACAGUGCCUAUCCGCAUAGAGCCAGUCACAGAAGAGAUUCAAGUGGACUUUGAAAUGCAGGAUUUCAAAGAGGGGAAGAAAACAUCACCAACGGAAGACAAAAAAGUCAAAUCCUCUCAACCUAAAAAAGCUGCUUCUUCAAAGCAAGUUUCACAACCAUCAUCUUCAACACCAUCAUCAUUGUUAACCUCUACAGCUCGGCAAAAAGGCUUCAAGGACAGUUCAGCAGGCAAGAAAGGCAACUCUGGAAACCCUAAGGUUCAGAAGAAACCUACAAAGCAACCAGAGCAUCAUGAAGUUCCAACAACGAACUCCCCGAAGAUUACUCCUGGACCCACUCCCAGCAGCUGCCUUCCAGAAGCGGAAGAGGCUGGUGACUCAGUCUGUAAAGAGCCUGCCGAAUCCGAACUGCUACCCAGCUCUUUACUCCGCAAACAGUCAGCUCCGGAACAGCCUUCACCUCCAGAACUGCCAGCCAAUGCCCCUCUUGACAUAACUGCUGAAGAGCCACCAAAUGGCCAAUCUGCUGUAGAAGAGAAUGCUUCAUUUCCGCCUCCAUCUGAAUCCAGUUCAAAUUCCUGUGAUCAGCUUCAGGUUGAAGAGGUGCAGGACAAUGGAAAGGAAACCAAUAGACCUCAAGCUGAAGACAAGAACAUUUCUGGGAGAAAUGAAUCUUGCUCCUCGAGUGAAGAAGUGGAAAAAUCAUCUGGUCAGGUACACCAGGUGUUUAUACUCACAUCUUCUGGGGUUACAUUGAUACCGAACAAAGAACAAGAGAACAAAGAAAAGGAAGUGAGCGAUUCUGAAUCAGAUGGUCCUGUACUCUACAGAGAUGAGGAAGAUGAGGAUGAUGAGUACACUUCAAGUUCACUUGCAAAUAAAAUUCACCGGAAAGACACUUUAGCUAUUAAACUCGGCAACAGACCAAGCAAAAAAGAGCUUCAGGACAAGAACAUUUUACCACAAACUUCAGAAGAGAAAAAACAGGAAAUCCGACAGCAACUGGUGAGGCGUCUGAGCAAAAGACCAACACCAGAACAGUUGGAAGAGCGAAAUAUCCUGAAGCAGAAAAACAAAGAGGAGGAGCAAGAGGCCAAACAAGAGCUCAAAAGAAGUCUGUCUCGAAAGCUUAGUUUAAGGCCAACAGCAGCUGAGCUUGUUGCACGUAGAAUUCUCCGGUUUCAUGAGUACGUGGAGAUAACAGAUGCCAAAGAUUACGACCGGCGAGCUGAUAAGCCAUGGACAAGGCUUACACCUGCUGAUAAGGGUAUUAAGGACACUCCCACCGUGACCUGCCCGAUGGAGAUGGUUGGGUCCGAGAUGUCCGAUCUGGACGUGGACAAGAACAGCUCACCUGAUCUAGGCAGAGGGGAUGGGGCUGCCCGAUGGUACGGGGCAGCCUGCCCUGAGAUUUCAAUAGGGUCUCCAGCAUGGUCAGCUGAGCCCUUAGUCUCUGCCAGCUCCACGAAGCGCCGCUCGGCUGAGCCUGGGCGACUGUGA